Molecule: messenger RNA, 2611 nt
Organism: Apis mellifera (honey bee)
Lineage: Eukaryota; Metazoa; Arthropoda; Insecta; Hymenoptera; Apidae
Gene: IP3K2
Product: inositol 1,4,5-triphosphate kinase
Exons: 6
Coding region: 755-2146 (463 amino acids)
Biological process (GO): inositol phosphate biosynthetic process
Cellular component (GO): nucleus; cytoplasm
Molecular function (GO): inositol-1,4,5-trisphosphate 3-kinase activity; inositol tetrakisphosphate kinase activity
Source: RefSeq, a predicted model, not a curated record
UGUUGAUACACGUGAGGAGGAAACAUCAUCGAUUUCGCCGAUACGUAAAGUGCAAAAAACAUUUGGUGAACUUGUUAAAAAUUGAUCUUGAAGGAGAUUGUAAUCUUAAGGAGAUAUUUCGUAAGAAUUAUCGUAAGAAAGAAAAAUAGUUGACAAAAUAGUCCGCAAGUGGGUCGAAGGAAGAAACGAAAGAGCGAGAUGACGGAGAAGGAGAAAGAAGUUGAGGCAUGGAUCGACGAUCAAUAUAAAAAGUGAUGGGGAAAAACGUUGUUUGAAAGGACAAAUCUUACUAAAUGGAUACUGUGGAUUAAUAGUCUGGAGGCUGAGUGACUAUCUUGGUGUUCUAGUGUAAAGUUUGUCUAUUUCUUCAAUUAACAAUGAAGUGGUAAUUCAUGAGAAAAGAUUACAAAUCGGGCGGAGAAGGAUGAAGAAGAAGGCGCUCUCAAGAAUCUGGAGAGCCUUUGAAUUUCAAAAUCCAAAUUCGAAUCCAAAUUGAAAAUUAUCUAAGGAAUUUUUUUAAUCCAAUUAAAUCAAAAUAAGAAAUUUUUACGUCUAAACCAGAGGAAUCAAGGAACAUAUAAUCCAUGACAAUUUUCCUUUCCUGAUUUUUAGAAAUAUAUAUAAUUAUAUAAUUCAGCGAAAAAGAAAAGAAAAAUCUAAAAAAAUUUUAUUCUGGAAUCUCGAAUAAACUUGAGUAAUAAUAAUAAUAAUAAUAAUAAUAGAUCAGAGCGUGGAAAACUUAUGUUCGAGGAGCAUGAGUCGUUCGAUCAACAUGGAUCAAGAGAAGAAAAACAACGUGGAGAAUUUAAAAAGCGGCGGCUCGACGACGCCUGCGUCGCCUACGUUAUCGACGCCGCCAACGUUAAACUUGAUGGAACAGAUCCUUCUGGCGAAAAUUGAAAAGCAAAAUCUUCAUGAAAGCGACGAUCUUCACGAAUCGGAUGGCCGAGUUGGGGGGAAGAGAAGGAACAUUUUGUUAAGAAGAACGGAUUCAAUGGACAGUCAAAAUAGUGCGAGUACUUAUAAUUCGUUUUUGUCCAGUGAUUCGGCGUCUAGUGGAAAUGUUUAUUGCAAAUGCGACGACUGUUUGCUGGGAAUCGUUGAUGACUAUCAACGGAAUCCAUCGGUGGUUGGUAGAAAAAAGUCAUCAGGAUGGAGAAAACUUAGAAACAUUGUCCAUUGGACACCCUUUUUCCAAACCUAUAAGAAACAACGAUAUCCAUGGGUGCAAUUAGCAGGUCAUCAGGGAAAUUUCAGAGCAGGACCUACUCCAGGGACAAUUUUAAAAAAACUUUGCCCUCAGGAAGAAGCUUGUUUUCGUUUGUUAAUGAACGAUAUAUUAAGGCCGUACGUUCCAGAAUUUAAAGGUGUUUUAGAUGUGAAAGAUGUAGAAGAAGGUAAUGUCGAAGAAACAAAUUCAGAAGAAACUCAUCAGAAAGAUGGUUCUAGCGAUUCUGUAAUCAAAAGGACCGUAGUAUCCUCUUACUUGCAACUGCAGGAUCUUCUUGGAGAUUUUGAACAUCCUUGUGUAAUGGACUGUAAAGUUGGAGUUAGGACAUAUCUAGAAUCAGAGCUUGCAAAAGCGAAGGAAAGACCUAAGUUACGAAAAGAUAUGUAUGAAAAAAUGGUACAAGUAGAUCCAACCGCACCGAAUGCUGAGGAACGUCGUGUGCAAGGAGUAACAAAACCAAGAUAUAUGGUUUGGCGUGAAACGAUCUCUAGCACAGCAACGUUAGGUUUCCGCGUUGAGGGUAUUAAACUUGCACACGGAGGCUCGUCAAAAGAUUUUAAAACGACGAGAACUCGAGAACAGGUUACGGAGGCGUUAAGGCGUUUUGUCGAAGGCUAUCCGCAUGCAGUACCCAAAUAUAUUCAACGCUUAAAAGCGAUUAGGGCCACGCUGAAAGCAUCGCCGUUUUUUGCUUCACACGAGGUCGUCGGAUCUAGUUUGUUGUUUGUUCAUGACACCAAAAAUGCCGGCAUAUGGAUGAUUGAUUUUGCAAAAACGUUACCUCUGCCUCAACAUUUACCAAGAAUUCAUCAUGAUGCCGAAUGGAAAGUAGGAAACCACGAAGAUGGAUACUUGAUAGGUGUAAACAAUCUAAUAGACAUAUUUCAAGAUAUACGAAAUUCGGAAGAAACAUAGUUCCAUGAAUUUCUUUUUGGGAAGCAUAGGUUAAUGCUAUAACAAAAAAGGAUAUCGGAUUAAUAGACAUUGUAUAUUCUUAAUUUUAUAAAUGUAAAUUGCAUCCUUAUUUGUAUUGUAUUUCUAUGACUACUACGUAUUUCGUAAAAUUUUGUACAUAAAUUGAUACAUUGUCACAAUGUCUUCAAAACGAUAUCCUUUCAUAAAAAAACGGACCAAAGACGUGGUAGCUGUUGCUACCUAAGUAUUUCAUAAGUAUACAGUUUCCUACAAUGUAGAAAUAAUGCACAAAGAGAAUCUGUAAAAAAUAAUUUAAAUAACAUACUAUUAUGUAAUAAGUUUUAUUUAAUGCGUUACAUGCAACGCUGCCAAGAAUCUUCUUGAUACAAGAGAACGAAGAAACGUGUUUUUUUGUAUUUAAAAUCGUACCAUGCAUUUGUAAAUAAUUCGACACUUAUAAAAAAA